AUGGCCAAACUCUACUUGAGCAUAAUCGUCCUGCUGAUUUUUUCCCCUUUCACUAUUUCAUGUUGGAUAAUUUAUCCGGACAAAUGCAGCCGGGGAUUGAUUCAGAUAUACCAAUGGCCAUCGGGUUUUGCUAGCCUCCACGUCCCCAAAUACACGGUUCAAAUCGUGAACGAGGCGUGGCAUGCUAAGGGCGUGUUUGAUGUACGAAUUGCUUGUCCCGUGUUUGCAUCUACAACCCUGAUUAAUCCCACGAUUUUUCGAAGGAUAGAUUUGAAAACCUGUCUUCUCAAUGAUGCCCAUUUCACCUGCUAUAUAAAUUCGUCUGCUGUCUACUCGCACACCAUUUUUGUUUCUGGGCACCCAUCUGAAAACCUCACCAACUCCGAUCACUAUCUAGUUUUCUGUUUGCGUGAGAAGCUUGAGAUGGAGAAAGCCGGGUUUUUGUUGUUGCUGCUUAUUCUAAAUUCAGUCUCCAGUAUAGUGACUGCUGUCGGCCCGCCGACAUGUCCUGCCGAUAUUACGAGCGAUUGCGGUGCGAAUGGUGGUGAAUGGGAAGGAGAGUUCUUUCCUGGCAUUCCAAAGAUUAAGUAUGAGGGGCCUUCAAGUAAGAAUCCUCUCUCUUUUAAGUGGUACAAUGCUGAAGAGGAAAUUCUUGGGAAAAAGAUGAAGGAUUGGAUGAGAUUUAGCGUUGCAUUUUGGCAUACUUUCCGGGGAACAGGGGCUGACCCUUUUGGUUCGCCGACUAAGGUGUGGCCGUGGGAAGAUGGCACGAAUUCUCUCGAAAUGGCAAAAAGAAGAAUGAGGGCGAACUUUGAGUUUAUAGAGAAGCUUGGUGUUGAUAGAUGGUGCUUCCAUGACAGGGAUAUUGCUCCAGAUGGUAAAACAAUUGAGGAAGCCAAUGCUAACUUGGAUGAAGUCGUUUCUCUCGCCAAAGAACUUCAGGGGACAAAGAUUCGGCCUCUGUGGGGAACAGCUCAGUUGUUUUACCAUCCCAGGUUCAUGCAUGGGGCUGCUACUAGCCCUGAAUUAGGAGUAUAUGUAUAUUCUGCAGCACAGGUCAAGAAAGCCAUGGAGGUCACACAUUACCUCGGUGGAGAGAAUUAUGUGUUUUGGGGUGGUCGAGAGGGUUAUCAAUCUCUUUUGAACACAGAUAUGGAAAGAGAGCUCAAUCACAUGGCGAACUUUUUCGAAGCUGCAGUUGCAUAUAAGAAGAAAAUUGGGUUCAAUGGAACACUGCUCAUUGAACCUAAACCACAGGAACCAACAAAGCAUCAGUACGAUUGGGAUGCUGCUACAGCGGCUAACUUCCUUCGUAAAUAUGGAUUGAUAGACGAGUUUAAACUGAACAUCGAGUGCAACCAUGCAACUCUGUCUGGUCACAGCUGUCAUCACGAGAUUGAAACUGCAAGAAUUAAUGGUCUAUUGGGGAACAUUGAUGCAAAUACUGGUGACCCUCAAGUUGGUUGGGAUACAGACCAAUUUAUGAUGGAUGUUGGAGAAGCAACAUUAGUAAUGCUCACCGUGAUUAAAAAUGGAGGAUUGGCGCCGGGAGGGUUCAAUUUUGAUGCAAAACUGCGGAGAGAGAGCACGGAUGUUGAGGACAUAUUUAUUGCUCAUAUAGCCGGAAUGGAUACUCUAGCACGUGGGCUACGGAGUGCUGCCAAGCUGAUUGAGGGCGGCUCGUUGAGUGAGCUUGUACGCAAGAGGUAUCAAAGUUUUGACACGGAAUUAGGAGCUGAAAUAGAGGCCGGUAAGGCUGAUUUUGACUUUCUCGAGAAGAAGGCCAUUGAAUGGGGAGAACCGAAAGUUGGCUCUGCUAAGCAGGAGUUGGCAGAGAUGAUAUUCCAAUCGGCAUUAUAG
Messenger RNA from Striga hermonthica, 1860 nucleotides. NCBI's taxonomy places the organism in Eukaryota, Viridiplantae, Streptophyta, Magnoliopsida, Lamiales, Orobanchaceae. The record is from the annotation of a GenBank genome assembly.